Messenger RNA from Amphimedon queenslandica, 1498 nucleotides. RefSeq lists its product as uncharacterized. Gene Ontology annotation, biological process: non-motile cilium assembly; protein localization to ciliary transition zone. NCBI's taxonomy places the organism in Eukaryota, Metazoa, Porifera, Demospongiae, Haplosclerida, Niphatidae. Gene Ontology annotation, molecular function: GTP binding; GTPase activity. The transcript has 13 exons. The record is from RefSeq and is a predicted model, not a curated record. Gene Ontology annotation, cellular component: ciliary transition zone. The coding region runs from base 75 to 1331 and encodes 418 amino acids.
ACAUGCUUUACAUGUACACGUAUUGUGCCAUUUUUUAAUUGUAGCAUCCUGCAUUGAAAGGACAGUGCAUACCAAUGAAUGAAGAGGGAAUCAGUGAUUCAUUGUGGAAGUCGGUCAAUGACUACAAGCCAUAUAGUCUGGCUGAGCUCCCUGUCUCCAUAUUUGGUAAUUUCUAUGACAAUAGGAGAGAGCAAAGACUUAGGUACCUCAAUGACGUCCGAGAGAAGGUCUUAAAGAGGGCGGGGUCACAUCUGACCAACGAGCUUACGCUUGAAGACGUCAUUCACGAAGAAGUCAUACCAAAUAUCACUACUCUUGGCAAGACUUUGCUGGGUUUCUUUGCUCCUCGUCGUCCUCUGAAACCAGUGAGGACCCUCCGUAGGAAACCAAAGCCACAGAAUGUACAUGUUGAGUCCUGCCACAUUAGAGUAAGGGUCGUGAGGGCAGUCAAUGUACCCGUACGAGAAGAAGAACUAAGAUAUAAUGAGACUCUUGUUCAAAGUUUUGUUGAGGUGAGAUUUGGAAAGGAGUCCAGCAAGACAGCCUCAGCCCAUGGACCAUACCCACAUUGGAACGAAGAGCUGACGUUACCUUUUUGUCCGCCUGAUGAUGAUUUCAGUCCAUUAGCGUUACAGAAAAUAUCACAUGAAUUGGAGAUACAUUUGUAUGAUGAGAUUACAGUGAAUAUAUCGAUGGAUGAAGUUCAGAGACAUCAAAGAUUAGAAAAGAAAUGGUUGGGAUCUCUUACAAUUCCUUUCUCUACUCUACACGAUAGAGCAAGAGUAGAUUUUAAUUUGAAGAAAAAGAUUGUAGAACUUGAUUCUGAUACCAUUGAGAUACAUAUAUCAUAUAAAGAUAUUCAUAAGACUGAGUGGCAAUUUUUAAGUCUAAUUAGAUGGGGUAUGCAGGGUGUAAUGCUGGUCUAUGAUGUCACUAGUAAUAAAUCAUUUGAAACAGUUGAGAAUAUAGAUAGGCUGCCACAUUUAGAAUUUGGUGAGUCUGCUAUUAAGAUAUUGCUGGUAGGUAAUAAGAUAGACUUGGGGAGCCAGAGAGUAGUUCCAAAGGAAAAAGGAGAGUGGUUAGCUCAAAAAAGGAACAUGCUUUUUCUAGAAACUUCAGCUAUUACAGGUAGUAAUAUUGAUGAGGCAUUUAAAACCAUUAUCAGAAACAUCAAGAAACAUAAAGACAUCAAGAAAGUGAAGAAACAUAUGGUUCAGGAUGUAAGUUUAAGUUACAUUGUUUGUUUUUCCUUACAAAUUUUUUUAUGUGAAUUUUAUUUCUACUUUCUAUUGGUUCAGGAAGGUGUAAGUUUAUAUUACAUUAUUCAUUAAUGUUAUUUUGUCUCUCCUUACAAAUGUUACUUGUGUCAAUUACCCCGGUAUAUUUCUUCUCCUAUUGGUUCAGUAUUCUGUAAGUUUAAUUUACACUAUUCAUUAAUGAUACUUGUCUAUCCUAAAUGUUGCUUUGUAUGAAUUAUAUUUCUUCUUUGAUUCAGUCU